Messenger RNA from Schistosoma haematobium, 5780 nucleotides. RefSeq names its product Glutathione hydrolase 7, variant 2. Gene Ontology annotation, cellular component: plasma membrane. The coding region runs from base 1942 to 3978 and encodes 678 amino acids. Gene Ontology annotation, molecular function: glutathione gamma-glutamate hydrolase. The record is from RefSeq and is a predicted model, not a curated record. NCBI's taxonomy places the organism in Eukaryota, Metazoa, Platyhelminthes, Trematoda, Strigeidida, Schistosomatidae. The transcript is spliced from 8 exons. Gene Ontology annotation, biological process: glutathione catabolic process.
CUAAACUUCCCGUUCGAAAAGCGCGGCAAAAAAAAGUAUCACACUAUGAUUUACUAAUUUCUUUUCCUCUUUUAUUGUUAACAUACCUAGGUUCCUGCCUGGAGGAUUUGGUGAUCCCCUGCUACUAGACAUGGAAGCAUGUUAAGCGAAAGCUUCUUCUAUUCCGUCCACAACCAUUUGAACCAUUUGAAAGUUUGGAAUUUGCGUAUAGCAAACUGAGGGUUUUACAAAUUGUACGUUACACAAAGUUUUGUAUAUGAAGACCAUUGACAAAAGUAUAUAUUUACAGCCUUAAGUUAACCAAUCGGAGUUAAUAUAACACCCCAGAUAUUUUGCGAAAGGUUCACAGUUCGGUGGAAAGUAACAUGUAUGUUACCAACCAGGUGAAAAUUGUCAAUAUUUGUCCCUAAAAUGUUUAAAAUCGAUGAUAAUAUCUGUUAUACAGUGAAGUGAGAUUUAGAUGAUGCUGGCAUACUUGCUUCUGAAGCGUAUCGUGUGUCGAAGUACUUAGUGUCACUCACUAUGUGGUCACGAGUGUUUAGUAAAGCUUGGUAAUGUUCUCCCUUUCUUACUCUCACUCAAAAUGUCAACCCUAAGUUCCUCAAGUUUGUAAACAGAAAGUUGGCAAGAUAUUGCAUCGUUGCUCACGUCGACUCAUAUUGGAAACUUCGCCCUCAGUUUGCAAACCCUAACUCAAAACUCCACUUUAACUCUUAUUACCGAACCCUAACCUUUUUGCAUUAUAACAUGUCAGUUGGUGAUAAAAACUUUAUGGAAUGAUAGCAUUAACCAAAAAUACUGGUCAGGCUCACAGUGUAUAUAUGAGUGGACUCUCUUUUUUCUCUUUAUUAAAAGGGACAUUGUGAUUUGUGACGGUUAAUUAUUACGAUCAAAGCUAUUUUUCCACUCUUAUCUCACCACGUCGAUUAGAAAGCAUUACUUGGAUGGGGACUAUCUGUUUGCUAAACAUCAUGUGAUGAAACUGAAUUCAUCAUGUCUAUAAAAUAUUUAAAUCUUUUUUCUACCUGAUUUGGGUAGAUUUUUCGUUUUGAACAUAUCGUUUUUGUAAGGUAGUUUAGGUAAACGAUUCUUUAAAGAACAUUAUUUUAAGAAUCAUUGAAGUUUCACACUAUUGUUUCACCUCGCCACGCUUACCAGUCUUUAGAGUUUUAUUAACUAAGUAAUGAAAAUCAUAAGUACCUCAAACAGUAUAUAUGUAUCGGUGUAAAUUACCUCAUCAUAGCAUCACAGUGUGGUAAAUUUGUAAAGACUAAUUCUAGAGUAGUAAAAGUAGUACCAUUACCAGUGAUAGAAAAUAUUAGACGUAGAUAUUGUUAUUCGAGAAGAAUAAAUGAUUUCACGAAACUAAAAGUCUAAGACAGUCUUGGUACCCAAAGUCUAAUUUAUGACAGAGUGAAUGCAUCUGCUCCAUUGUGACCUGUCAAUCACGUUAAACCAAUUCAUGAUCUUACGUUGGAAAUUCACAUGCCCGAAAAUCCCAUAAAAUGUGGUCGGCUAUAACUUCCUUUUAUCGAUUAUGUCCUGCCACGCAGAUUUUUUCGAGGUCUCUAUUGCUUUAUAGAUUAAGGUCUCAAUCAGUAAGACUAGGCUUUAAAAACACCAUGUCCUCUGUUUGCCUCACUUGAGCAGCACUUUUACGAUUUGACACAAGCUCGUUUUCUCUUUUGUUAUCUCAAUCCUUCCUCCGAGAUAGAUAAAAGUCAGCUAAGGCAAGUUAGGAAUAUGGUUACGGUGCUUUACGAAACUGUAUUUAUUCAAAAUAUUUUCCCCGGAACAAACUUGAAACAAACAAUGUUUGUGAAUGAAGUAACAUCUAAGUCUUACGUUAGACCGUGUUAACAACAAAUACUCUAUCUUAUAGCCAUUACAGUAAAAAGAAAAGUCCACAUAUUGUAAUUCUCCCACCCAUUUGUUUUGGCGAUGGAGAGUAAAUCUGAAGAGAAGAAUCCUGAUAUUGAACUGACUCAGUCGGACAUUUCCAAGACCCGUCAAGCACCUUUUGGUGAAGACAAUGAAUUUAUGGUCAAUAAAGAUACUGACAGUAUUUUAGAAAACACAAAUGAAUCGAAUAAAAAGUGGCGACUUGAAGGUGUAAAUAUAGUUGUAUUGUCUGUGAUAGUCUUAUCGACUGCUAUAACUAUAGCUUUAAUUUUCAGCAUUAUUUUUGGACAGCCUCAGGUCGUACCUCAAGGUGCUGUUGCAGUUGACGAUGACUUCUGUGGUCAAAUAGGCUUAAAUAUAAUGCGAAAAAACAAAGGGAAUGCUGUUGAUGCGAUGGUAUCUGUUAUGUUAUGCCUAACUGUAACUCGCCCUGAUGUUGCAAGUUUAGGAGGAUGUGGCGCUGUACUAGUUCGUGAUCGUAAUAAACAAUUAAGUCACUUAUUUGACUUCACUUGCCCUGUUCGUAAUAGUGCUACAGAACGAGAUAAACCAGAUAAAAAUAAACCUGCAAGUUUAGUAGGUAUCCCGUCUCUAGUACGUGGCCUCGCAGUUAUACAUCAACGAUUUGGUUCAUUAAAAUGGUCGGAUCUUUUCACUGGUGCGAUCGAUUUAACUAAAAACGGUUUCAUGCCUAGUAAAUCUUUAAUCGAAGCCGCGAAUAAAUUAAGAACAUUAAAUUCACCAGACUUUUUAAAACCAAUUUUAAAUCAAUUAAUCGAUGAAAAUACCCCAUAUUCUCCAUCGGUUGACUUACAUAAUACAUUACAACAUUUAGCUAAUCAACGUGAUGAAUACUUCUAUAAUACUAAUGAGAAUACAUUCAAUAAACAAUUUGUUGAUUAUAUGAAACAACAAGAUUCUCAAUGGUCAUUAGAAGAUUUGAAGAACUAUACAGUUAGUCGUCCAAAUGCAAUCAAAAUGGGUUUCGCUGGUUUCACAUUGGAAUCAUUUCCACCUCCAUUAGUUGGUGGUCCGUAUAUUUUACUCUUACUGAGCAAUUUAGAUCUUAAAGAUACACUCACUCCACUUGAUCAUCAAGCAUUACUCAAACAAGAUCCAAUUGUGACUGCUGUCUACUUGCAUCGUCUUAUGGAACUGGCUCGUUUAGCUGAAGCAUCAGUUACUACACUUGGAGAUCUGAGUGAUCCUACAAUAAGUGUAGCAGCUGCAUCUGCUCUAGACAGUAUCUUCUCAAAGUCUGUACGUGAAGCCACUGUAGCUAGUAUUCUAGAUGAUCGUGUGGUAAAGGAAAAUUCACAACUAGACGUCCUUCAAACAACUUCUGAAGGUGCCAGUAUCGGUAGCACAGGUAUUGUAACAACUGAUUCAACUAGUUUUACUGUUGUUGGUAAUAUAUUCAUGGGUUCAUCAUUUGGUAAUGGACAAAUUGUACCUGGUACAGGUGUACACUUGAAUUCAGUGUUACAAUUAUUCUCAGAAAUAAAAUUGAAUAAAUUUGCUCCUGGACGUCGUCCUCUUAUUCCACUUGGACCAGUUUAUUUAUCAGCUACACAUAGAAAAUGUGGUAUACGUGCAGGUAUUGUUUCGUUUGAUGGCUUAUGGGGUCUUACAGAUGCAGCACAAGUAAUAAGUAAUGCCGCAUUAUUUUUACGUGGUUCACAAUGUCAUACACCUAUUACACUACGACAAUUUACUUCUAUUUCUACAAUGAAUAAUGUAAAAGAACAAACUUCUAUGAUAUCAAUCAUUGGUAGUCAUAGUAGAUUUAGUCCAGCCAUUGAAAAAAAUUGUAUUAAUUCAACAUAUUCUAUUCAAUUAACUAGAAUACAUCCUAAUUAUAAUAUUACUAUACCAGGUAGUAUUACUAUGGAAUAUAUAUUAAAUCAUUCAUCAGAUUUUAUCAAUAAAUUAAAACAAUUAAAUUAUAAUAUAGAAUUAUUAUUAUUACCGAAUCAAUGGCCUAGUCGUGUUUUCUUAACUGGUUGGAAUGGUUAUGAUAUGAUUACUUCAGGGGAUUAUCGUUCAUUAAAUAGUAAAACAUUAUAUACAUUUUAAAAGAAAAAAAGAGAAGAAGAAAGAAAGAAAGAAAACUAUUCUCUUCAUAGUUUUCUUUUCUUUCUCUACAAUUUCUUUUUUUUGUGGCAUUUCAUUGUUUCUAUGGGAUUUUCUUUUUUCAUAUUAAUAAAUAUAAAUUUGAAAUGGGGCUGUGACUAAUUCAAUUAAUUUUAUUUCUUUAGUAUCCUUUUCCAUCUAUUACAUCAUAAUCAUCGACAUCAUGAAUCUCUUAUAUCGUAAGUGUUUCCUAUUAUGGUUCCGUUUUUUCUUUUGUUUUGUAAUUUGUUCCACUUUAUUUGUUUUUUCUUGUUUACUUAUUUAUUUAUGGUUUAUACACUCGAUGUUUUUGCAUUUCUUUUGUUCUUUUCUGGCUGUGUAUCAUUUCUUCUUUUUUCUAUGAAUUAACUGUUACAUAUCACUGUAUCCGUUUCUAUCGUUUUGUUUGAAAGAAAUAAAAAUCUGUUAUAUUGUGCUCAUUUUUUCAUUGAUAUUGGAUAGACUAACUGUUUAAUAUCGAAAUGAAAGUUUGUGGAGAUCGCAGUGAUUUUCAUAGUUGAAAUCAUGAGUCAAUCUAAGCUAGGCCUCCAAAAGCCCUGGUAUGGCCGAGAGUGGGGUGGGCCCGUCCUCCCUCUCGAAAUGCUCUCACACGGCCUCGCGUAUACAGCCUCUGCCAGAGAAGUCCUACUCACUGCCUUCUCGUGGCGGGGGUGUUGUUUACGAAAAUGAGAGGACGAAAAGCGAAUGUCCGGUGCUUUAACCGGAUCCCAAGCCAAUGGUGCACAUGGGCUCCAGUAUCCUGAGGGAAAAAUGGCGUAUGAACCAAUUGUUGGUCACCGGAUACCAUGUGGCUGCAUCUCCUCACGAUGCUCCACUGCCUUGUGGAUCAGACCUUAAAGUCAAAGGCUCGGUUUGGGCACCCGGGCAGUAUCACAGCCCUCACACAAAUCGAAUGAUCUAUGUGGCUCAGAUCUAUUUGGUGCCUCCUUGUACCAAUUUUUAUGUGUAUAAAUAAAUAAAUAAAGGUCAUCAUGGAAAACUUGGAAGCACUGAAUGGCCGUUUUGUCCUAUUGUGGGAAACUAAAGAUCUUGGAUUCGAGUCCUGUAUAUGGGAUUUUGUAUGCGCAGUGGUGACGAGUCUCACAUUAAGACAAAACGGUUAUCCAGUACUUCCAGGUUUUUUUUAUGGUGAUCUGGCUUAGAUUGACUGAUGAAUUCAACGAUCAGAUUCAGAAAACUCCUCGAAAAGAAGCCAAGAAAGGCUCUGAAAACAAUGAGAAGCAUUUUAUCUAGUCAGCAUUCAUAAGACAUUUUGCCAGAAACAUCAAGGAAGUGGAAAGUCACAUGUAGAAUUUCUGAUUGGAUGAUUACUUAUACUGCUACUAUGCUUAGUAGUAUUCCAUAAUUUUCGGGGAACCCAAGGAAUAUUUAAAAUACUAUAAAAACCCUAGAUUUUCUGUACAAAACGAACCUUUGGAGUAAAAUGUUUCUUACAUAUUUCGCGCCUUUUCUCUCGUGUUCAAGUCGCUGUGUGGUUCUAGCUUGGGGAUUACUAGAAGAGCUUAGGAACCAAAUCUAGCGUUCAAUUAGCAAAACAUAUCGAAAUGUUUAAUUGAAAUUCAUCAUCGCACUUGACAACCAAAGGACGAGUAUGUUGCUGAAAGGUUUAGUGGGAUAAAAAGGCGAAAUCAGAUUUUGAUUCGUUGUUAUAUUUGGUUAACAUUACUUCCAUUUGUUUAAUUCAAUAUGAUGAUUAUUCAGAAGAAUAUUUGUUUUGUUUUCCAAUGUCAUAUUUUAUUCGGUAU